Girardinichthys multiradiatus is the source of this 1863-nucleotide messenger RNA. Its product is annotated as probable G-protein coupled receptor 34. The record is from RefSeq and is a predicted model, not a curated record. Gene Ontology annotation, molecular function: G protein-coupled purinergic nucleotide receptor activity. Gene Ontology annotation, biological process: G protein-coupled receptor signaling pathway. Gene Ontology annotation, cellular component: membrane. The transcript is spliced from 3 exons. The coding region runs from base 302 to 1381 and encodes 359 amino acids. NCBI's taxonomy places the organism in Eukaryota, Metazoa, Chordata, Actinopteri, Cyprinodontiformes, Goodeidae.
CUGGGGAGAGAUUCUUCUCAUAGCGGCAGAGAUAAUGAACAGCGUGGCAGCAGGAGAAAGAAGAGCGCUCAUCAGAGAACUAUUUUCAUUGCGUUUGGUUAUAUUUAUGCAGCUGAAUGUAAAGUAACACAAGGAGACAAGAUCUUGAAUUUUUUGAGUCUUUUUAAGGAACCUUUUGAGUCUUUUUGGAUUCUUUUUCAACAGACUUAACUCAAAGGAAAGAAAAAGCUGGAUGUAUUAUUUAAUAUAGGUGUACAGAGAAGAAACAACCUAACAAAUAAGGACUGAGAAUCAAAACACCAUGCUGACCCUUGAGCCCCCAAACAGCUCUCAGGCUUCAGUCACAAACACAUCUGAUACAGACAAUUGUGUGGACAAUAAAAUGCUCCAGAUGCCGCUGGUGGUGCUCUAUUCCAUCAUCUUCAUCCUGGGUCUCAUCGGGAACCUGUUGGCUCUGUGGGUGUUCUUCUUCGUCCGCUCUAAAAGGAACUCCAUGCGGGUCUUCCUCAUUAACCUCGCGUUGGCAGACCUGCUGCUGGCCAUAUGUCUGCCAUUCAGGAUCCAGUAUCACCUCCAGAAGAACCAAUGGAAAAUGUGGCCCUGGCUAUGUAAAACAGUGGGCUACUUCUUCUACAUGAACAUGUAUAUCAGCAUCACUCUGCUGGGGCUGAUCAGCGUCGAUCGCUACCUGAGGAUUUAUGGCAGUGCUGGUACUCGCAAUAAGCUGCAGUCCCCAACGUGGAGCAUCGCUGUCUGUGUCAUCAUUUGGAUGGUGGCCCUGGCUAUCAUGUUACCGUUCGUCAUUACAAAAAGUCACUCAACAACAAUGUGUUUCCACUACAGGAAUAUUGAGAAGGAGGAUAUGUGGAAAGUUCACAUCAACAUUAUUAUGUUGGCUGUCUUCUGGCUGGUCUUCAUCUGCCUGAUGGUGUCCUAUGGAAAGAUUGCCCAGAAGCUCUUCCAGAGAUCACAGGACUGUCCGCAUCUGCCCACAGCGCCACACUAUAGUCAAGUCGCACGGAAGUCCUUCUUCAUCCUGUUCCUGUUCGUCGUCUGUUUCGUUCCCUAUCACAUUAUACGUGGCUUCUAUAUAACAACCCAGAUCAACAAUGUGAGCUGUGUCUGGAAGAACUUGGCUGAUAAACUCAACGAGACAUCGUUGGUAUUUUCUGCCCUCAACAGCUGCCUGGACCCCGUCAUGUUUUUCCUCCUGUCUGGCUCGGUGAGGAAGGAGAUGCGGCGCUUCAUGAGAAGUGUGUUUCGUGUCCGAAGCAUUGGUAGAGCCACUGAACUGAACAGCAAGAACAAUAGGAUACAGUCAAAUGUCCGCACAACCAGCAAUGCAAAUGAGAAAGAAACUGCUUCAUCAAGCUCUGUCUGAGCUGAGCUGCAGAAGAUGCAGCACCAGAGACUUAUUGGCAGGUCCUAGAUUUUCUUUUAUAUUUUGAGAAAAGAACAACUUUUAAACGUUCACUGUUGAAGUUGAUGGACAAUUUAUCAUUAACCUUUAAGCAUUUAUAAUUUAAUAUAUCUCAAAAUAUAUGUAUCUAUCUGUAAUAUUAUUAUAAGUAUUGUACAGACAUAAAGGAAAGAGCAUGAUGUAUGAAGUACUCAAACCUCUUGACUUUCAUAUUCUGUCACAUUACAACAGUAAACUCUAAUUGUAUAUUUUUAGUGCUCUCACUGUUCAUCAGGAUUUUACACCUCUGACCAACACAAUGAACUGCAAAAUUGUGAAGUGCGAUAAAAAGGAUAAAUGGUUUUACAUCCCACCACCCAUUGUCCAUACCAGCUUAUUCUUGCAGGGUCACAGCAGGAAUGGUGUUUCUUCUUUUUGAAUAAAAAUCUGAAAAGUUUGGUGUA